AUGUGAGUAAAGCAUAAGCAUUAAAGCGGAGAGCUAUCUCAGUGACAUUUUGUAGUUCUAUGUUUCUUUUUUAAUCCGGCGAGAUGGGUAUAUCGCGGGAUCAUUGGCAUAAGAGGAGAGCAACUGGUGGAAAGAGGAAGCCUAUCCGGAAGAAGAGAAAGUUUGAAUUAGGUCGUCCAGCUGCAAAUACUAAACUUGGACCUCAACGCAUUCACACAGUACGCACGCGUGGUGGAAAUAAGAAGUAUAGGGCACUUCGAUUGGAUACUGGAAAUUUCUCCUGGGGGUCUGAAUGUACCACAAGAAAAACUCGCGUUAUCGACGUUGUAUACAAUGCAUCAAAUAAUGAAUUAGUUCGUACAAAAACUCUUGUAAAGAAUGCAAUUGUUACUAUUGAUGCCACACCAUUCAGACAGUGGUAUGAAGGCCAUUAUGCUCUUCCAUUGGGGCGCAAGCGAGGUGCAAAAUUGACAGAAGCAGAGGAAGAAGUUCUUAACAAGAAACGGUCGAAAAAAACGGAAGCCAAGUACAAAGCAAGGCAACGAUUUGCCAAAGUUGAACCAGCCUUAGAAGAACAAUUUUCAACGGGACGAGUUCUUGCUUGUAUAGCCAGUAGACCUGGUCAAUGUGGUAGAGCUGAUGGUUAUAUUCUCGAAGGUAAAGAAUUAGAAUUCUAUAUGAGAAAAAUUAAGAGCAAGAAAGCUAAAUAAGCAUGUAAUUUUGUAAAUAAAAUUAUCUCUGGAUGAUAAAA
Molecule: messenger RNA, 751 nt
Organism: Vespa mandarinia (Asian giant hornet)
Lineage: Eukaryota; Metazoa; Arthropoda; Insecta; Hymenoptera; Vespidae
Product: small ribosomal subunit protein eS8
Biological process (GO): translation
Cellular component (GO): ribosome
Molecular function (GO): structural constituent of ribosome
Source: RefSeq, a predicted model, not a curated record